AUGCGACGCAGGUAUGCGGGUGAUUUCCUCGUCGGCUGCCUUGCCACCGUCGCGCACGCACAGCCACGUGUGAGACACAACAGCAGCAGCAGCGAAGCCGGCGUGGUGGACGAGAAUGCGUACCGCGAGCACCUCAUUCGCGAGAUCCUGUCGCGCGACAAGGAGAUAUUCGAGUUGAAGCGGCAGCACGAGCUCUCAAUGCUGCGCGUGGAGCAGAACCAGCGCCGCGUGCUCAAGGACCAGGAGGACCGAGGUAUGUACUACGAGCAGAACUGCAACGUCCACACAUUCGACACAGUCUCUGUCGGGCUGUAUACACAGCGCAACACACUCUACCACACCAUGAGCGUUGAGCGGCUGCGAAACGUGAAGCUGUUUGUGACGGUUCUUGUCACUUUGGUGACGUGCAUCUACUUCUACUACCGCUACAUGGUUAGCUCUGAGUGGGUGUACGUGGAGAAGCCGAUGAAGGUACUCGGAAGUCGUAUCGGGGCGUUGAAUGAGCUCCGUGCACAACGCGAGGAGGAGGAAGAGGAGCAAGCCAUAUUGCGGUCUAACUUGCGUGGGUAG
Trypanosoma grayi is the source of this 570-nucleotide messenger RNA. RefSeq lists its product as hypothetical. The transcript has a single exon. The record is from RefSeq and is a predicted model, not a curated record. Bases 1 to 570 code for a protein of 189 amino acids. Lineage: Eukaryota; Euglenozoa; Kinetoplastea; Trypanosomatida; Trypanosomatidae.